AUGGAAAAGAAACAUCAGUCCGUAUCCGGUACACCGGACGAGAACGUUUAUCGCAAACGACGUAAUUCUUAUAGCGAAGCAAUGACCGAGGAAAAUACGAUCGAGGAUCACGAUUUACAACACGUGGAACGUUGUUAUUCUCGGGGAAGCUUAGAAACGGGUUCCACCAUUUUACGUAGAAGUACGAAAUCCCGAGAAAAUUCGAGCAUAGAAUCGGUAACCUGGUCAUCGACUAGUUUCGAUUCUAAACGAGAUUUAAAUCGCACAACUUCCGCGAACUCCAGUAGUAAAUCCUGGAGCGAGGCUGAGAUUCACGAGGUACUUCGUUCUUAUCCCGAUAUAUUAUCGAGAUUGACCAGAUGCAAGUGUUACGUGGAUAUAAACAACAAGUGUCAGUGUCGCUGUCGUUAUCAGUGUUCAUGCAAUCAGUAUUGUAACCGUCAGCGUCGUAGGAUAUCCACGAUCUCAAGAAGAGACUCCUUUGGUAGUUUCAAACGAAAGGAUUCGAGUUACUCGGUAUCGACCUGCCAAAGCUUCCUUCCACCGACGUCAGGACGAAACUCAGCUGUUAGUCUCUAUCGUAUCGGUAACUACAAUGGCCAAGACUCAGAUCAGAACGAAACGAUCGUCAAGAAGGACUCGAUUCAAAGGCGGCAUUCCGAUCAAACGCAUUUCGUUCGUGGCUGCCAGAUCGAAUACGCGGAUAGACGGAGAUACUCUGAACAGACACCGAGAGAUACCAUCUGUGAGUGUACGGCUAGGUGCAAUAACCACUUGAGAUCGAGACUCUCUUCGAGAUUCCUAGCGAAGGCGGGACAGAAAAGAUCUUGGCUGUCCUUUCAACGAGCGAGUACCGACGAUGUCGCUGUUAAAGAAGCCGACGAGACUGACAACGAGAAGGACGGAAACGAUUCAGGGAUUUCAAGCGUUCCUGAGAAUCGCAGAAAGAGUAAUGCGAUCGAAGUCAAUCCUAAGAUGUACAAAAGACGAUUUUCCGAACAGCUUAUAUUGGAAGCUGGUCUCAGUAGUUUCCCAGAUUUUGAAACCCUCGUAACCGAACGAGAUGACAAUGCCGAAGACGAAGAAGAAUCUUUCACAGGUAUUAAUGCCAGAAAGAGACUUACUUUGAAGAAACAUUAUUAUCCCGAGGGUGGUUGGGGUCGAACUAUAAUUCUCGUGGCCGUUUUAGUACAGUUACUCUCUCAUGGCUUGCAACUCGCAGCAGGAGUUAUCUUGACUCCGACGAUUAAUCAUUUCCAACAUGAUGUCAGGGAUGCAGGAAUAGACGUCACACGUUCAAUGGAAAAACAUCCCACAGAUUCCAAUCUUCCACGAAUCGCAACAUCUCUAGCCGAUUGUGUACGGUCUGUCGAGAAUAAUUUUCAAUAUCGAUGCUAG
Messenger RNA from Vespa crabro (European hornet), 1398 nucleotides. RefSeq lists its product as uncharacterized. Lineage: Eukaryota; Metazoa; Arthropoda; Insecta; Hymenoptera; Vespidae. The record is from RefSeq and is a predicted model, not a curated record. Bases 1 to 1398 code for a protein of 465 amino acids. The transcript is spliced from 2 exons.